Molecule: messenger RNA, 1821 nt
Organism: Saccharomyces paradoxus
Lineage: Eukaryota; Fungi; Ascomycota; Saccharomycetes; Saccharomycetales; Saccharomycetaceae
Gene: SPB4
Product: ATP-dependent RNA helicase SPB4
Exons: 1
Coding region: 1-1821 (606 amino acids)
Cellular component (GO): nucleolus
Molecular function (GO): ATP binding; nucleic acid binding; RNA helicase activity
Source: RefSeq, a predicted model, not a curated record
AUGUCAAAGUCAUUAGAAUGGGAAAAUCUCGAGUUUUCUCUACUUCCUUGGAUAAGGACAGGAUUGGAUGUAAUGGGUUUUGAGACCAUGACCCCAGUUCAAGCAUCAACAAUUCCCAUGCUUGCUGGCAACAAGGAUGUGGUAGUUGAUUCUGUAACAGGCUCAGGUAAGACCGCAGCGUUUGUUAUACCUAUACUAGAGAGAGUCGCAAAGGAAGAAGCAAAUACAUCAAAGUUCAAGAAAGCACAUUUUCAUUCAUUAAUUAUUGCUCCGACAAGAGAAUUGUCUCGCCAAAUUGAGUCUGUAUUUUUAUCAUUCCUGGAACACUAUCCUUCUGACUUGUUCCCUAUCAAAUGCCAACUCCUGAUUGGUACCAAUGAAGCCACAGUCAGAGACGAUGUGAGUAAUUUCCUGCGGAAUAGACCUCAGAUUCUGAUUGGAACACCUGGUAGAGUUUUGGACUUUCUGCAAAUGCCAGCAGUAAAAACGUCAGCAUGUAGUAUGGUGAUUUUGGAUGAAGCGGAUAGGUUGCUAGAUGUGAGUUUUAUCAAGGAUAUUGAGAAAAUCCUGAGGCUAUUGCCUAAGCAAAGAAGAACGGGUCUAUUCUCCGCAACUAUGCGUAGCGCGGGAUCAGAUAUCUUUAAGACAGGGCUCAGAAAUCCUGUCAGGAUUACUGUAAACUCUAAGAAUCAGGCGCCUUCUUCUUUGAAAUUGAAUUACUGUGUCGUGAAUCCUGUCGAAAAACUGCAACUUUUAGUCAGCAUUUUGAAUAACUACAAGUUCAAGAAAUGUAUUGUAUAUUUUCCAACAUGUGUAUCAGUCUCCUAUUUCUACUCAUUUAUUCAACAUUUGGCAAAGAAAAACAUCCUCGUCAAUGAAGUAGAAGUAUUUUCCUUACAUGGAAAACUACAAACGUCAGCAAGAACAAAGACCCUAGCAGCAUUUACCGAUUCGCUAGGUAAUUCCGUGUUAUUCACUACGGAUGUAGCUGCUAGAGGUAUUGAUAUACCCGACGUUGAUCUUGUCAUUCAGCUUGAUCCUCCUACAAAUUCUGAUAUGUUCAUGCAUAGAUGUGGUAGAACUGGUAGAGCAAAUAGGGUGGGUAAAGCAAUCACAUUUCUUAAUAAAGGCAGAGAAGAGGACUUUGUUCCUUUCAUGCUAGUCAAAAAUGUGGAACUUGAAGAAUUUGAUUUGAAAGUAAAGGGCAUUACAACAAACUUUUACGAAAACUUUAGAGAUUGGAUAUUCGAAGAUAGGGAUAGAUUUGACAAGGGUGUUAAAGCAUAUGUUGCCUUCAUUAAAUAUUAUUCAAACCAUUCCGCAACUUCAAUUUUUAGACUUCAGUCGUUAGAUUAUGUUGGUAUUGCAAAAAUGUACGGUCUUUUCCGCCUACCUAGAAUGCCUGAGAUAACAAAGUACUUAAUCACUGAAAAGCAAGAAGGGGUUUUCCCAGGGAAUUGGCUGGUAGAUCCCCCAGUUAACAUGGAUGAAUAUAGAUACAAGGACAAAAAACGUGAAAAGGAGAGACAGGAAACGCUGAAAAAUAUAAAUCUGAUUAAUGACAAGAAGAAGAUAAAAAGUGAGUUGAAGAAGAAGAAUUUAGCUUGGUCAGAUAAAACAUCGACAAAAGAACGAAAGCUCGAAAGGAAGGAAAAGAUGAGUUUAAAAAGGAGGGCCAUAGAAGAAGAAUUGAAAGCUGAAGAACUCAAUGAAAAUGCUGAGGAAGAGCAUAUUCAAGAGGAUUGGAAAGAAAUUGUUUUACAGAAUAAGCGGAAGAAAGUUUCCAGCAAAACCAUCCAGGGUAGUUUUGACGGCUUAUAA